AGAGAGAGAGAGAGAGAGAGAGAGAGAGCCUCCUUGGGUUAGGUAGACAAGACAGAAGAAAAUUGGAGCUUCUUCCUAAAUAAUUGUUGUCCACUUUUGCAGUUAGGAUUGACAUUUUCAAGUAAAAAACAAUCAAUUGGGGGGUGACUUCUUCUGAUGAUGAUGAGGAAAUUAAGGGGAAAGUAAAAAAAAUUAGAGAAGUUCAUGCGUUUGUUUGUAUGUAGCAGGUCAUGGUACCUUAUAAAAUGCACAACAUGCCUUUGAGAACUUUUGCCUCAGUCUCUCCCUCUCCCUCCCUCCCUGUGAUCUCUCUCUCUCUCUCUCUCUCUCUCUCUCCCUCCCGUCAAGAGACAACAUGGCAACGGCUUCUCUCACGGCACCGGCACUGCUCAUUCUACUGCUGGCUAUUCCGGCGGAGGUGCAUGGGGCAACUCACACUGUGGGCGAUUCCUCGGGGUGGACCCAAAGUUAUGACUAUGGGACUUGGGCUGCUUCCCAGACUUUCAAUGUUGGUGAUACUCUUGUGUUCUCGUAUGCCUUGACCCACUCGGUCGAUCAAGUGAGCAAAGACGACUACGACAACUGCAACGUCGGCAGCGCCCUGAAGUCCUUCACCGGCGGGAGCAGCACCAUCACCCUUAGCUCAGCUGGCCCGAUGUAUUUCAUUUGUCCCACGCUUGGCCACUGCUCCGGGGGCAUGAGACUGGCGAUCACCGUUGGCUCAUCGAGCACCACCCCUAGCUCCCCAUUGUCGCCUCCCUCCACGGGCACGCCGACUGGGUCUCCACCCUCCACCCCUACCGGAACAACCGCUCCACCGCCGCCUAAAGCCAACGGGGCCGCCGGUGCUUUCGGCAUGAGCCAUGUGAUGAUCGGAGUCUCAUCUGUGGUAGUGACCGCGAUUGCUCUAGUGUGCUAGGGAAGAGCCAGUGCAAUUUGCUGUGGAAUUCUGCCCUCUUUAGUUGGUUAUUGUAUGCAACAUUUGGCGUGUGGAAAAACAUGGUCUCUCGGAUUCCAUUUGAUUAUCUAUUGAGGUAUUUCUGAUUCUUGA
Rhodamnia argentea is the source of this 1051-nucleotide messenger RNA. Its product is annotated as uclacyanin-3. Gene Ontology annotation, cellular component: plasma membrane. Gene Ontology annotation, molecular function: electron transfer activity. The coding region runs from base 356 to 919 and encodes 187 amino acids. NCBI's taxonomy places the organism in Eukaryota, Viridiplantae, Streptophyta, Magnoliopsida, Myrtales, Myrtaceae. The transcript has 2 exons. The record is from RefSeq and is a predicted model, not a curated record.